Messenger RNA from Microplitis mediator, 2491 nucleotides. RefSeq names its product loricrin-like. The record is from RefSeq and is a predicted model, not a curated record. Lineage: Eukaryota; Metazoa; Arthropoda; Insecta; Hymenoptera; Braconidae. The transcript is spliced from 3 exons. The coding region runs from base 426 to 2195 and encodes 589 amino acids.
AAAUAAUAUAAACAAAAGAAUCAGAUCAAUUUCUUGGGCCAGGGUCAAAACCCCUUCUUACUUACCGCAGAUUAACUCUCCCUUCCCAUCAUCAGAUACAUCAUUUGUGCUGAAAGAAACUAUGAGUACUGGCCCCCGAUCGGUCCCAAAAUAACGAGUGGGGAUUCUUACAAGACAUUUUACUCGUCGGCGCAUCCUCCCGUAGUUGUUUAUAAUACGCGAUUACUUUCUCCAAAACGUUCGUCAACUAUAUAAACUCACCGACACGUUGUUUGAAUCAUGUUAGAGCUAAUCGUGUCUCCGGAUUGUUAACACACUUGAAUUGGUUGUUAAUUAGUAACAAACCCACGGAGUUCCAUUAGUUCUAUUUUAGUUAAUAUAUUAAUAGUUUAUAUUAUUUUUUGUGGGUGAUUUUACAAUUAAAUAUGAAUGUUAUCAGUAGUUGGGCAUUUUUAGCGACAAUCGCUUGUGCUUUUGUUGCACCCGUUUUAUCAGAAGCACCAUUGGGUGGCUAUUUGCCUCCGUCCACGAGCUAUGGAACUCCGAAUUUGGGUGGAGGGAUUGGGGGAGGUACUGGGGGUGGUCAAGGAUUUGGAGGUAAACCAGCGGGUACUUAUGGGCCACCACCAACGGGCUCAGGUGGAAAUGCAUUAGUACCGACGAUCCAGUAUGGUGCACCUUCGGGAGGUAACUCAUUUGGUGGAGGUUCUGCUGGAGGAAAUAGUUUUGGUGGACAAGCACCAUCAAGCCAGUAUGGAGCACCAUCUGCUGGAGGCAACAGCUUCGGAGGUCAGGCACCAUCAAGUCAGUACGGAGCACCAUCUGCUGGGGGUAGUGGUUUUGGAAGCCAAGGAUCUGGUGGAUUCUCUUCUGGUGGAUCAUCAUUUGGUGGGUCUGGUUCAAGACCUUCAACCCAAUAUGGAGCACCAUCUGCUGGAGGUAGUGGUUUUGGAAGCCAAGGAUCUGGUGGGUACUCGUCUGGUGGAUCUGGUUCAAGACCUUCAACCCAAUACGGAGCACCAUCUGCUGGGGGCAGUGGUUUCGGAAGCCAAGGAUCUGGUGGAUACUCAUCUGGUGGAAACGGUGGAUACUCAUCUGGUGGAUCUGGUUCCAGGCCUUCAACCCAAUACGGAGCACCAUCUGCUGGGGGUAGUGGUUUCGGCAGCCAGGGAUCUGGUGGACAAUUCGGUGGAUCUGGUUCAAGGCCUUCAACUCAAUAUGGAGCACCAUCUGGUGGAAACGGUGGAUACUCAUCAGGUGGAUCUGGUUCAAGACCUUCAACUCAAUACGGAGCACCAUCUGGCGGAAACGGUGGAUUCUCCUCCGGUGGAAAUGGUGGAUACUCAUCCGGUGGAAACGGUGGAUACUCAUCUGGCGGAUCUGGUUCAAGACCUUCCACCCAAUACGGAGCACCAUCUGGUGGAAACGGUGGAUACUCAUCUGGUGGAUCUGGUUCAAGACCUUCAACUCAAUACGGUGCACCAUCUGGUGGAAAUGGUGGAUUCUCAUCCGGUGGAAACGGUGGAUACCAAUCUGGUGGAUCUGGUUCAAGACCAACAACACAAUACGGUGCACCAUCUGGUGGAAACGGUGGAUACUCAUCUGGUGGAUCUGGGUCAAGGCCUUCAACUCAAUACGGUGCACCAUCUGGUGGAAACAGUGGAUUCUCAUCUGGGGGAAGCGGUGGAUACUCAUCUGGUGGAUCUGGUUCAAGGCCUUCAACCCAAUACGGAGCACCAUCCGGUGGAAACGGUGGAUUCUCAUCCGGUGGAAACGGUGGAUACCAAUCUGGUGGAUCUGGUUCAAGACCGACAACACAAUACGGAGCACCAUCAAACAACGGAUUCCAAGGUAACAGUGGUGGCAACGGGGGAUACAGCAGCGGCCGGCCUUCAUCGACCUACGGUGCACCUUCAACUGGAUUCGGAAGUUCAGGAUCAAAUAGUUUCAGUGGUUCUUCAAGUGGCUUUGGUGGUUCUUCCAGUAGCUUCGGUGGUUCUUCCAGUAGCUUUGGUGGUUCUUCCAGGCCUUCAUCAUCUUACGGUGCUCCUUCAAGCUUUGGCGGACAAAGCGGGUUCGGCGGCGGCGCUCAAUCUGGUGGAUUCCAAGCCCCUUCCAGACCAUCAUCAAGCUACGGAGCGCCAUCAGCUGGUGGACAACAGCAAUACGCCAGCAAUGGGGGUUAUCAGUACUAAUAAUUGAACGUGAUAACGUCGAGAAUAAAUCACGAGCCAUGAUUCUACUCAAAUCAACCUCACCCACAAACCCACAAGAUAUGGUCGCCUACUCACUAUCCUUCAUGCGUAAUCCACUUCUCGAGUCAUCAUCAAACAAAAAUAUCAAAAUGACCAUGUAAUUUUAUGUUAUUAUUCUUAUACAUUUAUACAUUUGUAAAUUAUAUCAAUUGACUCGAGUGUAAGAAAAUAUGGAUCAUCCAUUUUUAUUUAUUUUGUAAAGAAGCUUUUUAUACUAAUAAAAUUGCUAUAAAUAA